Molecule: messenger RNA, 879 nt
Organism: Colletotrichum chrysophilum
Lineage: Eukaryota; Fungi; Ascomycota; Sordariomycetes; Glomerellales; Glomerellaceae
Exons: 1
Coding region: 1-879 (292 amino acids)
Molecular function (GO): nucleotide binding
Source: RefSeq, a predicted model, not a curated record
AUGGUCGUUAUCACGACUCCACCGAACACACAUUACGACCUAGCUAAGCUGUGCCUCAAAGCCCGGAAGCAUAUCUUGGUUGAGAAGCCGUUCAUCUCAAGGCUCGAAGAUGCAGACAAUCUCAUGAGAUUAGCUUCAGAAGUUGGCCGGCUUAUUUGCGUGUACCAAAACAGGCGAUUUGACAGCGACUUCCUCACCGUCCAGAAGCUUGUUCAAGAUGGUGCCUUUGGUCGGAUUCAUGAGAUCGACAGCCACUUCGACUACUAUCGGCCAGAGUCCGCAGAGUCUUGGAGAGGACAGCUGAGCACGACCGAGGGAGGCGGUGCUCUGUUUGAUCUUGGUUCACACCUGAUCGACCAGGCUUACACCCUGUUUGGCUUACCAAGCUCAGUCUAUGGACGCCUUUUGAACCAGAAACGGGGAUGCCUAGAUCUUAUGCACCCUGAUAGCGUCCAUGCGCAACUGAAUUAUGCAGAUGGCAUGAUUGUCAACAUACGAAUCAGCGACAUGAGCGUUGAGUCACCACAACGCCGCUUUUGGAUCCGUGGCACCAAGGCAUCUUACAAGAAAGAUGGCAUGGAUCCACAAGAAGCUCAACUAGAAUCUGGUCUGCUACCAACAAGUUCAAACUUUGGUAUUGAGAGGGCGGGCAGUGAGGGGCGGCUGGUUAUCGUCCGCAAGGACGGCACAAUUGAAGAGCUCAGUCGGCCCUCUGUGCGUAGCCAAAACUAUGGCGCUCUGUACCAAGGAUUUGCGGAGGCAGUCUGGUCUGGGAAUGAGGACAUGGUUCCAGUAUCCGCACUUCAGGCCAGAGAGGUCUUGCGCAUUUUGGAGUCGGUGUAUGCAAGCGCGAAAGUAGACCAGGUUGUCAAGCUCUGA